Lindgomyces ingoldianus is the source of this 1239-nucleotide messenger RNA. RefSeq lists its product as uncharacterized. Lineage: Eukaryota; Fungi; Ascomycota; Dothideomycetes; Pleosporales; Lindgomycetaceae. Bases 1 to 1239 code for a protein of 412 amino acids. The transcript has 13 exons. The record is from RefSeq and is a predicted model, not a curated record.
AUGAGUGCCAUAUUCUGGCAAGCCUCCAAGAGACUUGGCCCAUCCUCCAUUCCGGACCCCAGUGUCCUUGGAGGCUCUGCUAAUUAUUUCAAUUUUACUUUUUCAUUUACUUCAACACAGCAAAUUGUUAUCACCAUUCUCUGCAAGGACAAUAAGAACAAUACCAAUAUCAGCUUCUUUCGUUCCCUCUCAGACUCUUUUGUUACUCCUCAGUCUUGUUCCAACAUUUCAUUCCUCUGGCUCGUUUCUUUUGCGAUCUUUCAUACUGGACCAAUAAAACGCGGCCAAUUACCAGUUCGAACGAAGCCAAUAGAGAACUUCAAAGAAAUGGGAACUCUUGCUAUUUUCAUGAACUGGACUCUGUCACACAACAAUCAGGUUGCCAACUGCUUAAAUAACCUUGCAAUCCACCUGCACCGGAAUCAAUUGCCUAUAUCGUCAAGAGAUUCAUUGGAAAUGGGACGCCAAAUCAUCUCGAUUACGACGACGCAGACAUGGAUCUUAUCCAAGACUUUGCAAACUAUUGAUACGAAUCAUACAGGGUUGCCUCGCCUCCAAUACAGGUCCGAAUGGACGGGAGAGAAUGAUGCCCACUGCGUACCUGAUGCGAAGAAAGGAGAUACCUACCCUCAAUUUGAAUUUAAUUCUGCCGUAACUCGGGAUAAUCUUAUCCAUGAAGUAGAUACUGACUUCGCUGCGAUCAACGAAUUCUUGGCAUAUGAGCAACUCACUACAAUAUAUCCAAUUUACUCUCUCCAGGCGAAUCUGAGGAGCACCAGAGUCGCUAUUCUCAAAUACGGGGUCCACAAGAUUCACGAAGUGGUUAGAUACAACGAGCAAACAUUCGACUUCAGUCACUGGAUCGCAACGGUAAGAGGCUACGGCUCGGAUAUUUUAGUGACCAAUGACCCCGUCGUCGUUUCUACCACCGAAGCUGAUCUCCUCGUGAACCCUUGGUUGGAUUACUACCAAAUGAGACAAGAAAGAAACCCUGGUCUCCACCUCCCCCGGUGUAGCGUAAAAUCCACCGUGCCGAACGUACUUAGGCCGAUCAACGUCUUAAACCUUCCUCCAAAUACUCAGGGGUUGGUUACCUCUUUAGUCGGUUGUCUUAUCCAGCGGAGGCCGGAGCUAUUCUCCCCUGAUCUAUUUUGGAUAUCGAGGGCUCUUCGGUUUUCGCCUUCUUUACCAGCGUUGUCGGUCUUUGGUCAGAAGAGGACCCGUACCUCUCCAUAUUAG